This is a messenger RNA of Plectropomus leopardus (leopard coralgrouper), 1321 nucleotides long. RefSeq names its product transmembrane protein 167B (gene tmem167b). The record is from RefSeq and is a predicted model, not a curated record. NCBI's taxonomy places the organism in Eukaryota, Metazoa, Chordata, Actinopteri, Perciformes, Serranidae.
CCGAGUGACUGCGAGGCGAAGUAGACAGCAUUAUAUCUCCACUUUUUAGGACAUGAUGGAUUGCUAAUUGAAAGGAAGAAACCUUCGUAAUACAUCGUCAGAGAGCAAACUGCGAAUAUGACAAAUGUGUACUCUUUCGAUGGCAUCCUGGUGUUCGGGCUGCUGUUCAUCUGCACUUGCGCGUACCUCAAAAAGGUACCGCGCCUCAACAGCUGGCUGCUGUCAGAGAAGAAAGGAGUGUGGGGCGUUUUCUACAAAGCGGCAGUAAUUGGGUCGCGACUUCACAUUGCUGUGGCAAUUUCCUGUUUGGCAAUGGCUUUCUACAUUGUCUUCUUGAAAUGAUAAAGUCAGACUGGACUGGAAAGGACACUGGACGGGUGCAGGAUGGGGAUGGACUCAUCUCUGUGGUCAUUCCUUGUUGGGGGACACCUCUUGGAUUACAUGACCGAUGAAACCCCAUUGGCCCCGUGGACCCAUGUGAGAGACUGGCCAGUGCUUCCCCCCUCUGGUGACUGGGUACAUAACUCCUCCUUUAAUAAUGUGUGUGCACUACAAACAUGAAGGGCAUCCGAAUUCCACAGUUAUUACAGCGGAGAGAGCUGGUGGAGUCACAUGGUAUCAUUCUCUAGUAGGGAAACACUGUUGGUUGUCUCCAUCCACACCCUAUAAAUAUUUAUAUUGAAGGAUGCCGAAGAUUGAAGGGCAGUGUGUGCAUCAUACCUUAUACCUGUAUACAAACUAAAAUUAGCCUAGCUGUAUAUAUUUGGAAAAAUAUAUGACCAGUAGAGAUUUGCCAGAGGUUCUGUGUGAUCAACCCCAAAAAUGAUCAGUUCUGCUUGCUCCCGGUUAUUUUUUUCUGUAUCACCUCUUGUGUCAAGGGUGGAGGGGAAGAUAAACAAAGCUAAUAUAUAAAGAUGUUCUUGUGUACACUAUAUUUUACUUACUUUUUACCUUCAGUGCUGUUUGGCAUCUCCUAAGCUUUGUUUUAGGUUUAAAAUACACAUUUUGCACAGGUGUAUGUUGUAUUUACUUUGACAUCUAAUAGAUAACCCAUUUUAAUGUUACAAUUGAACUGUAAGUCAUGUAGAGGUAAUAACUUUUCAAGAGGCAUAUCUCAACACAUUGUGAAAAUUGGAUAGCUGUAUCAGACUUGCCUGAAAAUUGAAAUGCAAUGCCAAAUAGGGAUGGUGCUUCUCAUGCCAUCUUAAUUACAUGCUGUUGUUCUGAGUUUAAUUCUGCCACCUUAUUUUAUAUUUUUAAAAGAAGUGAUUGUUUUGGGAGGGGAUGCAAUGCAAUUUUGAGUAAAACAUUAAUCAGACAA